Trypanosoma brucei brucei TREU927 is the source of this 708-nucleotide messenger RNA. RefSeq lists its product as hypothetical. NCBI's taxonomy places the organism in Eukaryota, Euglenozoa, Kinetoplastea, Trypanosomatida, Trypanosomatidae. The record is from RefSeq and is a predicted model, not a curated record. Gene Ontology annotation, cellular component: cytoplasm. The coding region runs from base 1 to 708 and encodes 235 amino acids. The transcript has a single exon.
AUGGCCAGUUUACUUGCAGAUGUUACUAACGUUCAGGCUUCUCACAAUGGGAAGGAACAUAAAGCCGGCGUUGUUCUUCAUACGACAAGGCCUUCCGUAAUCCGCCAUGACCCAUACGGGUGGAAAUGCCUUAUCCAACCAACGCUCCCCGCAACCGCAAUUGCUUUCCCGGAUAUAAUGUUUUCGUCGAAAAAUUUAAACGAACCAGAAAAUUUACACGACGGGGAUGAAGCUCCGGCAUCACCUGCCACGGCGCCUGUAUGCAGCGCCCUAGUGCAGUUUAAAUGUCAUCAAAAAGAGUUUUCUUCUCCUAUUCUGGUUGGGAAAGGCCAAUAUGUCGUUGUGGAAGGUGACAGAGGAAUUGAUGUCGGUGUUGUCAUUCGGGUAAAUACGGAUUCUUGCAAGACCUAUGUGGAGCGUUCUGGACCAACAGGCAACAUUUUGCGGUACGCAACGCAACAGGAAGUGGACUACUGGGCUAUUGACCUGAAAGAGCAAGAAGCUAUUGCCGUUACUUACUGCCAACGGAGAGUCCAUCGUCACAGAUUUGAUAUGGAGAUCCGCCAUGCUGAAUAUCAGUUUGACAAAAAGAAACUCACGUUUUACUAUACCGCCAAGGCGCGUAUAGAUUUCGUUCAACUGCUUAAGGAACUUUACAGAGAGUUUGGGUGCCGCAUUUGGAUGGAAAAAGUAAGGACUUAUAACUAG